Messenger RNA from Oryza sativa Japonica Group (Japanese rice), 2170 nucleotides. Its product is annotated as U-box domain-containing protein 39. The record is from RefSeq and is a predicted model, not a curated record. Lineage: Eukaryota; Viridiplantae; Streptophyta; Magnoliopsida; Poales; Poaceae. Gene Ontology annotation, molecular function: ubiquitin-protein transferase activity; protein binding. Gene Ontology annotation, biological process: protein ubiquitination.
ACAAACCCCCCGGAGGAAAACACACCCACGCCGCCGCCGCCGCCGCCGCCGCGACGAGGAGGCGAUCGAGAGGCAGCCAUGGGGGCUCCCCGCGCGCGGCGGUGGAAGCUGCUGCUCCCGCCCUUCCACUCCGCCAAGCGCAAGCCGCCGCUGCCGCCCCCUCCGCCGGCGCCAGUGGCUGUGGCUCCGGCCCCGGGGAAGGAGGAGGAGGAGGAGGUGAUGCCGGAGGAGUUCCUGUGCCCGAUCUCGGGGGCACCCAUGGCCGACCCGGUCAUCCUGCCGCCGGGGAGGACGUACGAGCGCGCCUGCGUCGACGCGUGCGCGGGCCUCUCGCUCUGCCCGCCCGGCGCCUCGGCGGCAACGGCGGCCGCGAUACCCAACGACGCGCUCAGGGCGGCCAUACGGACGUGGUGCGCGCGGCACGGGCGCGCGCCGCCUGCGCCGCCUUCCGCCGCGGAGGCGCGGGAGGCGGCGCUCCUCCGCGCGGUGCCUGCGGCUGCGGCGAGGACAACGACGGUGGCGGCGAUGGUGCCCGCGAGGUCGUCGUCCAACCUGUCGUGCUCCUCCCGGGCGUCCGCCGCGUCCACGUCUUCGUCCGGGUCGUCGUCGGAGAUGGCUACGGUGGAGGUCCCGCGCGCGAAGGAGGUGGCGGAGUUGCGGGUCGCUGAAGCGGAGGAGGAGAUGGAGAAGGAGAAGGAGGUGGCGGUGUUGCGUGUCGCUGAAGCGGAGGAGGAGAAGGAGGUGGCGGUGCUGCGGGUCGCUGAAGCGAAGGAGGAGGAGGAGGAGGUGGUGAUGGUGGUGGCGAAGGUGGUAGAGAAAGGGGACGAGGAUCAGGUGGAGGCGGCCAUGGCGGUGCUGCUGCGGGAGACGCGGGAGAGCGAGGAGAGGAGGCGAGCGCUCUGCGUGCCGCGGCUACUCGCCGCGCUUCGCCGCGUGCUGCACUCCAAGCGGCACACACCCAAGGCGCACGCCGACGCCGCCGCGGCGCUGGCCAACCUCACCAACGAGCCGGAGAACAGGAUCCCCAUCGUCCGCGCGGGCGCCGUUACGGCGCUCGUCGAGGUGCUCUCCUUGGGCACCGCAUCACCGGAGGCCUGCGAGCACGCGGCCGGCGCGCUCUUCGGCCUCGCGCUGGACGAGGAGAACCGCGCCGCCAUCGGCGUUCUCGGCGCCGUCCAGCCACUACUCGACCUCUUCACAUCCCGAGACCACGCCCCGCGCGCGCGCCGCGACGCCGGCAUGGCGCUGUAUCACCUCUCCCUCUCCGCCGUGAACCAAUCCAAGCUCGCCCGCGCCCCGGCCGCGGCCAAGAACCUGCUCUCCAUCGCGUCGGACUCCACCACAGCCGAGCCCAUGCCCAUCCGCCGGCUGGCGCUCAUGGUGAUCUGCAACCUGGCCAAGUGCGCGGAAGGCCGGGCCGCGCUGAUGGACACGGGCGCCGUGGCGACGGUCUCCGCCAUCCUCUCCGACGACACCCACCGCUCCGAGCUGGAGGAGCUCUGCGUCGUGGCAUUGUUCGGCAUGAGCAGGGGGAACCCGCGGUUCCGGGGGCUCGCCAGAGCGGCCGGCGCGGACCGACCCCUCAUCCUCAUCUCCGAGCGAGCGCCCGCCGGCGCGCACAAGGAGAUGGCGCGGAAGGCGCUGCGCGUCGUGCUCGGCCUGGGCGACGACAGCGAGCGCGACCUGCCGGACUUCAUGAACAGUGCACGCAACGUCAACGGCAUCGCCGGUUCAUCCGUGCCGGUCCAUCGCCGGCGCGCCGCGAGCUGGGCGGCGGCUCCUCCUGCCCAGACACCACCGAAUGCCCAUCAAUGGCGAUCAGUAUGCAUCGAUUGAAAUUCGCUUCUUGAGCUAAAAAAAAAAACUCUCUGCUCAUCAGAGUGUUGAACCAUGCUGUGUUCUCAUUUCAUUUUCGCGUAAUUGCUUGGUGAUUUGUCACUUUGGAUGGCUGGGUUUAAACUUACUAGAGACUGAUUGUGAGUUGUUGGAAUCUGGUGCAUAUAGGAGUAGUAUGUGUGUGUCUGCACUCUGUACUGCUAAUUUGUUCUAUUAUGUCAGACAAUGUGUACAUAGGUGUCAAUGUCUCUAGUGUUCAUUUACUAGUUGUUGCUUGCAAGUUUGUGCAUGUCCUUCUCUGCAUAAUUGCAAUCUUGAAUCUUGAUUUCUUGUA